Lathyrus sativus (Indian pea) is the source of this 564-nucleotide messenger RNA. NCBI's taxonomy places the organism in Eukaryota, Viridiplantae, Streptophyta, Magnoliopsida, Fabales, Fabaceae. The record is from the annotation of a GenBank genome assembly.
AUGGCUUACACCCUUCCAUCUCUUCGUCUCUUCAACCCCUCCGGUUCCUACCUCGCCUUCUCAAGCACAAAAUUUAGCGCCACUUUACACACGGCCUCUUUCUCGAACCGGACGUGUCAACUCACAUCUAACUCAAUGAGUCAACCCGCCGCCACGGAUUCCAGCACUCUGUCGACACCUGAAGUUGCUCCGUCACCGCCAGAAAACGCCGAUGUUGUGGUCCAGUACAUGGUGCUCCGGCGAGACCUGAUCGAUACUUGGCCAUUAGGCAGUGUGGUCACUCAAGGUUGCCACGCUUCUGUUUCCGCCGUUUGGUCUAAUAAAGACGAUCCUGUCACAAUCGAUUAUUGCAGCCCCGAUAAAAUCGAUUCUAUGCACAAAGUCACACUCGAAGUGAAAGGAGAACCCCAGCUCAAAAACUUGUCUGAGAAGCUGAAAUCUGGUGGUAUCAUCCACAAACUGUGGAUUGAACAACCUGAAAACAUACCUACUUGCCUUGCCACAAAACCUUAUCCUAAGUCAAUUGUAUCUUCAUAUUUUAAGAAGUUGAAACUCUGCAAGUGA